This is a messenger RNA of Zychaea mexicana, 2550 nucleotides long. Its product is annotated as endonuclease V-domain-containing protein. Gene Ontology annotation, biological process: hyaluronan biosynthetic process; extracellular matrix assembly; DNA repair. Gene Ontology annotation, molecular function: endonuclease activity; hyaluronan synthase activity. The record is from RefSeq and is a predicted model, not a curated record. The coding region runs from base 1 to 2550 and encodes 849 amino acids. Lineage: Eukaryota; Fungi; Mucoromycota; Mucoromycetes; Mucorales; Lichtheimiaceae. The transcript is spliced from 5 exons.
AUGGUAUCUUCUUUUGAUCACGACCCUUCUAAAGCUCAACGAGAAUUAUGGCAAAAUGAGCAGAUUGCGUUAAGUGCACGCAUUAGCUUAAAUGACGAAAAUCUUGAUUUUGAUCCCAAAACGCUAGAUGGCUUAAAAUACAUUGGCGGUGUCGAUUUAAGCUUCCCAGAGAACGACUUUGAGCAUGCACUUGCAUGUCUCUCCAUUCUCUCAUGGCCCAGUCUUGAGGUAGUUCAUACGUCUUAUUUGGAAACAGAACUCCACCUUCCUUACAUUGCAGGCUACCUAGCGUUCCGUGAAGUUGAUCCAUUGCUAAAGCUACUCAAGCAACUCCAAAAGGAACACGCAGAACUAUACCCACAAGUAAUCCUUGUUGACGGCAACGGUCGUCUUCAUCCACGCACCUGCGGUAUUGCUUGCCAUUUAGGCGUGCUUGCUAAUACACCCACGAUAGGCGUAGCCAAAAACUUUCUCGUGAUCACAGACGGCGCAGAACUCACCAUGAGUCAUGUUAAGCAGCAGUGUCGUACACAGCUCAAAAAGCGGGGCGAUCGUCUGCUGCUUCAAGGAGGUGACACACACAUCAUGUACGGCGCAGCAUUACGUACUACCGACGCUGCUCCAAACCCAAUCUUUGUGAGUCAGGGGCAUCGUGUCAGCCUUGACAUGGCGCUACGGAUUGUCCUUGCCAGUUGCAAGUUCCGUAUCCCCGAACCGAUCCGGCGAGCUGAUUUGGAUAGCCGAGCUUAUAUUCGGCAACAGCAGUUCCCAGCCAUUGUUGGGUAUGCAUUGCACUUGCACGUGACACGACAAUCGUUUUGGGCACUUGGCGUAUACGGCACAGUUGUGUUCUGCUUCAUUGUGCUACAAUUGACAUUUGCUUCGCUGAAUCGAUAUCUUUUGUACCGCUACCGCAAACGAUCACCAUCACCUGUAUCUGCACGCAAACAAGAAGAAUAUCCUCAGCAGCAGCAAACACGCAAAGCAACCAAGGUUGGAUUGGCUGUCGUUGGAUAUCGUGAAGAGCCAAUGCUCUUUGCCCAAUGCUUGGAAUCGAUACAGCGAAUGGAAUAUCCGGACCCGUUCAAAAUUGUUGUCGUGAUAGAUGGAAAGGAUCCGCAAGAUCAUGAAAUGGCUGCCAUUUUCGAAAAGGCUUUUCCCAACAACCCCGUUGUGGUAUUGCCCCACUUGCUAUCAGAUCAAGACACGAACAACACGAUGAGCGAAAUCGACGAGACAAUACUCAAUAAUGAAAAGCCAGCAGCAGCAGCAGCAGCAGCAGCAACGAUAGCGAUGCCAUUACCCUCCCAUCAACAAUCCCAACCACAACACCAACAAGCAUCCAAAGCAAGUAGCAGCAGCAGCAGCAGUAGUAGUAAUAGGAGUAGCAGCCCAGCACUCUAUGGUGAACGGGUCAUUCUACCUACCGAUACCCGCGCGGUGUGCUAUCUCCAGCCGCACCGCGGCAAGCGGCAUGCCAUGUACACUGCGUUCAGAGUUCUGAUGGCAGCGGGAUGCGAUGCAGUCAUGUCCACAGACUCGGAUACCCGGUUUGACCCACAAGCACUGAUCGAGCUCGAGCGGGCGCUGUACUGGCAUCCCAAGACGGGCGCGGCGGCAGGCGAUGUACGCAUCUGGAAUUCGAGUGACAGUCUGUUGAGUUUCAUGUCAUCUUUGCGAUACUGGAUGGCGUUCAAUAUCGAGCGGGCUGCUCAGAGUUUUAAUCGAUGUGUGACAUGUGUCUCGGGACCUAUGGGCCUUUAUCGAACCAAUGUUUUGGCCCAAGUGCUGGAUGAUUGGAUCAAGCAACGUUUCCUUGGCAUGGAAUGCACGUAUGGCGAUGAUCGACAUCUCACCAACCGAGUUUUGAUGCGUGGAUAUCGUGUGGUAUACACCCACUAUGCGUUUUGCGAGACUGAAACACCGAUCAACUUUUUGCGUUGGUUCAAGCAACAGACGCGCUGGUCCAAAAGUUUCUACCGGGAGCUCAUCUGGAACGCCCGGUGUCUGCACAAGCACAGUCCAUGGAUGGCAGCCGAACUGUUUUACCAAGGCGUGUACCCGUUUGUGCUCCUGUUUUCGAUCUUUUACAUUCUGUGGGCCCACGCACCGUUUGUCUUGGCCGUCUGGCUUGUCUCACUGAUGGCGAUUGCGUGCAUCAAGACCUUGUAUUCGUUUAUCGUCACACGUUCGCUCCGCUUCUUGGCGUUCCCAAUGUACUCGAUUUACUAUCUGAUCGGACUCGUGCCGGCCAAACUGUGGGCACUCGUGUCGUUAUGGGAUGUCGGUUGGGGCACAAGUGCGCGGUCAGCCGCUGAACGCAAGCUCGAGAAUGUCUUGUGUCUGCAAGUCAAGGAAGCGCUACCCAUUGUCCUGUGGAUUCUUGUUAUUGUCGCAGGCAUCACGUUUAAUCUGUGCGUCUUCUUUCUCAAUCCGAGUGUCAACGGUAGACCUGGCAACGGUAAUAUCAGCAGCAACGCUCCCAACGUGCCAGAUCCAAACAGCAUCGUAUUCUAUCCUAAUUAUGCUCAACAGCCACCCUACAUGUAA